AUGGAGCUCGAUGUCGACGGUCCAUCUGCCGAGGCAAACGGCUUGCGGACGCCAAAUGAACCCAACAUGAAUGACGAGAUGGAAACGGAACUGACGGAGCUCGUCAAUGAGCAGCAGUUCGAGCCACCGGACGUCUCUCAGACACAGCAGUACCUGCAGGCUGAGACAAUCUCCGCACAAGAUGUCAACGACUGGGCCAAUCUGCCCGAGUUGCCAAGACGGCAACUUGGAUUAGCUCAAACAAUCACCAAUAUCUACCGCUCAUCAUUCACCAUCCUGCUCCAAGCUUGGAAUUGCCCUCCAGCGGAAUGCAUACCCGCAGAGCUCCGCACGAGAACACCAUACUCACUCGGACUGGUUGUGCGCCUAGCCGAGCUCGCGCUGCUCACUCGAGGAUGCAGGGAUCACGCGCAUACGAUGCUUCGCACAUUAGUGCAAGACAGGUCCGCAAGGCUGGCAACACCGCCAAAUUUCAUCGUAGUAACUGGAAUGGCGAGGGGAAUGCCUCAUAAGCGCUUUGUGGAGCACCGAGUCCAGGAGUACGUUGGGGGACUAAUGAUUGACGACGUCGAGAUAGCAAAGGUCCAGUGUAUGACUACACCUGGCUAUCAGCCUGCUAAGAUUCCUGCCGAGAGCCGCGCAGAUCGAGCCGCCAGACGAAAGAACCGAUCCCACUCAUUGCCUCCAGGCCAGGAUGCAAUCUCACAGAAUCAGAGACCACACUACGAAGCGCACGUGGGCGAUGGCGCGCGAGGCCUCGAAUGGUUCAAGGAGCAGCAUAAGCAGCAGCGGUCGAUCAGACCCGCAAUUCGGGGUAGGGGUAAGAGAGACAGAAAGCGGCGAGAGGAGAUUUUGGGGUCUCGCCCGAGACGGUCAGUUGAAGAGCGUGCAUCGAAUGGCAGUCCGACGGGCGACGACCAACAGAUGCAAGACGCCGCAGCCAGUGAACAGAUGGGGGACUCGACGCGCGUGUCGUUCACGUCUUCGCACCAAGAACCACCUAAGGACCAAACUCGAAGACGACAGAGGAAGCCAAGAUCUGCCAAGCAACGUGCUAAAACAGUCGAUGGGUUCAUGGCCCGCAUUUUCGAUGGAAUCAGCAUGGAGAACGGUGGGGAGCCGAAUGAUGGAGGUCGGCAGGCGAUCCAAACUCCAGCGUUCCUGAUAGCAGAGCAACAAACCAGUGACAAGGCGCUGCCAUCUGAGCGUUCCGGUCUGCCUUCGUCGCCAAACGGCACAGCUUGA
Molecule: messenger RNA, 1245 nt
Organism: Ramularia collo-cygni
Lineage: Eukaryota; Fungi; Ascomycota; Dothideomycetes; Mycosphaerellales; Mycosphaerellaceae
Exons: 1
Coding region: 1-1245 (414 amino acids)
Source: RefSeq, a predicted model, not a curated record